Molecule: messenger RNA, 2388 nt
Organism: Lodderomyces theae
Lineage: Eukaryota; Fungi; Ascomycota; Pichiomycetes; Serinales; Debaryomycetaceae
Gene: UTP13
Product: Utp13p
Exons: 1
Coding region: 1-2388 (795 amino acids)
Biological process (GO): endonucleolytic cleavage to generate mature 5'-end of SSU-rRNA from (SSU-rRNA, 5.8S rRNA, LSU-rRNA); endonucleolytic cleavage in 5'-ETS of tricistronic rRNA transcript (SSU-rRNA, 5.8S rRNA, LSU-rRNA)
Cellular component (GO): 90S preribosome; small-subunit processome; nucleolus
Molecular function (GO): protein binding; U3 snoRNA binding
Source: RefSeq, a predicted model, not a curated record
AUGGACUUGAAAACAACAUAUGUACAUAAAGAGACAGAACCAAUCUACUUGGGUGGCACUAGCGCAAGUAUAUCGUCCUCAGAUGGACAAUAUCUAGCCACACCCCUCAAUGAAGAUGUAGUUAUAACUGAUUUGAACACCAACGAGAUCUACUACAAAAUCGAAGGAGAUGACGACGAGGCAAUCACCAGUUUAUGCAUCACUCCAGACGGUAAAUACCUAGCCAUCUGCUCACAAUCGCAACAGCUACGCAUUUUCGAUAUCACGUCUAAGCAAAUCACAAAGACUUUUAAGCUUUCAUCACCAGUUUAUAUAUCGACCGUGGAUUCGACGUCAUCGUUGUUUGCAUUUGGUGGGUCAGAUGGUGUUGUGACUGUUUGGGAUAUUGAAGGUGGAUAUGUGACCCAUUCUUUGAAGGGGCACGGAACGACGAUUUGUUCGAUCACCUUGUAUGGAGAGUUGAACAAUUUGAAUAGCUGGAGAUUGGCUAGUGGUGACACAAUGGGUACAGUUAAAAUAUGGGACUUGUCGAAACGGAAAUGUAUACAUACUUUAAAGGAUCACAAUGCUGCCGUUAGAGGUGUUGCAUUUGAUGAGAAUUACGAGUAUUUCAUAACUGGUGGAAGAGAUCAUGUUGUGAUUAUAUACAACACAAAAAAUUUCAAGCCGUUGUACACCUAUCCGAUAAGUGAACAGAUUGAGGCAAGUGGGUUUACGAGGUAUGCUAAUGAGCGUCAGUUUUUCUACACUGCAGGCUCCAGUAAUGUUUUGCGAUUGUGGGAUAUCAAAACGGGUGACUUGGUUGCUCAGUCACCACAGCCUUUAGAGACGAGUGAGGAGUUGUUGAUUAUUGAUGUGAUUAAAGUGUGCCAUCAACAAUUGUACUUGGUCAUCAGUGAUCAAACAUUGGUGGAGUUGGAUCUUUCAACUCAAGAGCAACGCACAAUAAGUGAGAACGUGAAGGAACUAUCUGUUGUCAAGCGAAUUGCUGGUAAUCAGGGUAUAAUUGCCGAUGUGAGGUACGUUGGCCCUAACAGUAGCUUGUUGGCGAUGGCGACAAACUCUCCGGCAUUGAGGAUCAUGGACUUGCAAAAGCCAUUUGAGUUGAAAUUGUGCGAAGGUCAUAGAGAUAUUUUGAAUGCAUUGGAUGCAAGUCCUGAUGGAAGAUGGGUGGCCACUGCGUCGAAAGAUGGUGAAGCCAAGUUGUGGGCCUGGAAUGAUGAAGUUGAGAAUUUUGAAUUGUUUUCCACUUUCCAAGGCCAUGCAGGGGCAGUCACUGCAAUCUGCUUGAAUAAACUCACACUGGAUCCCACGUUUUUAAUAACUGGAUCGAGCGAUUUAACUAUUAAGAGAUGGAACAUUCCCAGAACCAGUGGGAGUGUAGUAAAGACCUCGGUGUACACACGAAGAGCACAUGAUAAAGAUAUAAAUGCCAUUGAUAUAUCCCCCAACGAUGAGUACUUUGCCACUGCCUCUUACGACAAGUUGGGCAAAGUCUGGAGCUCACAAUCAGGGGAAACAAUUGGUGUGUUAAAAGGUCAUAAAAGAGGAUUAUGGGACAUCAAUUUUUACAAAUAUGAUAAAUUGAUUGUAACAGGAAGUGGAGACAAGACAUUAAAAGUGUGGUCGUUGAAUGAUUUCACAUGUCAAAAAACCCUUGAAGGACAUACAAAUUCUAUCCAACGAGUAAAAUUCUUCAACGCACAACUGCCACAACUUGUAUCAUGUGGAGCUGAUGGGUUAGUCAAGAUUUGGGAUUUUAAAGCUGGAGAAGAGAUUAAAACUUUGGACAACCAUGACAACAGGAUCUGGGCAAUGGCUUUACGUGAUGACCAAGGUGACGAGUUCAUCACUGCUGAUGCGGAUGGUAAAGUGACUAAAUGGACAGAUAAUACGGCUGAAGAAAUGAGGCUACGUGAUUUGGCAGCCAAACAUAAAGUCGAACAAGAGCAGGAUUUAUCAAAUUUCGUCAAGAAUCAAGAUUGGAGCAAUGCGUUUUUGUUGGCAUUGACAUUGAACCAUUCUAUGAGAUUGUACCAUGUGAUUAGAUCGUGUAUUGAAACUAAUGAGGAUGACGAAUCAACUAUUGGGUCAUUUGAAUUAGAAAACACAAUCGGUCAAUUAAACAAUGAUCAACUAGUUACCCUAUUCAAGAAAAUUCGAGAUUGGAAUAUCAAUUUCAAGUUUUUCGAAAUUAGUCAGUCAUUAAUUCAUGUAAUUUUGCAACAUUUUGCCGUUGAGACUUUGAUUGAGAUACCAGGGUUGAUGAAGAUUAUUGAUAGUAUCAUUCCAUACAAUGAGCGUCAUUACAAUCGAUUAGAUGAUUUGAUUGAGCAGACUUAUAUAUUGGACUACACAGUUGAACAAAUGAACCGCUUACUAGCUUAG